Messenger RNA from Priapulus caudatus, 1056 nucleotides. RefSeq names its product cytochrome P450 2J3-like. The transcript is spliced from 8 exons. The record is from RefSeq and is a predicted model, not a curated record. Gene Ontology annotation, molecular function: heme binding; iron ion binding; oxidoreductase activity, acting on paired donors, with incorporation or reduction of molecular oxygen, reduced flavin or flavoprotein as one donor, and incorporation of one atom of oxygen. Gene Ontology annotation, cellular component: intracellular membrane-bounded organelle; cytoplasm. Bases 1 to 1056 code for a protein of 351 amino acids. Lineage: Eukaryota; Metazoa; Priapulida; Priapulimorpha; Priapulimorphida; Priapulidae. Gene Ontology annotation, biological process: xenobiotic metabolic process.
AUGGGUGUGCGCAAUAACGACCCAAGACCAAAGAACCGCGGCGUCGUUGUACGCUCCGGCGACACCCUCAUCGUGAACGGAUAUGACGUGGUCUACGAAGCCUUCGCUACACGUGAGCACCACUUCAUGGAGACACCGCAUCUUUACAUUCCACGCCAGCUCAUCGGAUACGAUGGUCUUAUCUUUGGUGCCUACGGAGAGCGAUGGAAGAACAUACGUAAAUUCACCAUGACGGUGCUGCGAGACUUCGGGGUCGGCCACGCAACGCUAAAGGAACGCAUCAUGGCGGAGCUGGAGGCGGUCACGGCCGCAGCCAACGUCAUCUGCUCUAUAAACUUCGGCGACAGAUUCGAGUACAGCAAUGAGAAGUUUCAGCGCUUGUUGAACGUGACCGAUGAGCUGUUCUCCAUGAGACUCAUAACGGCCGUGGAUAACGUCAUGCCAAUCCUGCGCUUCAUACCCAACGGCUUUCUGCCAAAGGCACUCGCCAUCUUUACAGAAAUACGCAGGUUUACCCAAGAGGUGAUCGAUGAACACAGAUCGACGUUCGACCCUGAAAACAUACGAGACUUUGUGGACUACUACUUAUUGGCAGCGCAUGAGAGCGCACAUAAGGAUAGCGAUGUGACUAUUGCCAAGGGCGUUGAGCUGGACAGCUUCAGCGAUAGUCACCUGUUCCAAAUAUUGGCCAACUUAUUUAACGGUGGGACGGAGACGACAGCGACCAGCCUCGGCUGGUUGUUCCUAUACCUGCUGAAAUAUCCAGACGUGCAGAGAAAGGAGCAACAGGAGAUCGAUACGUAUACACACGCCAUGAUCGUGGAGAUGCAGCGACACGCUAACAUUGCCGCCAUCGGGCCGCCCCACGCACCGCUGCGGGACACGUUCUGGCACCGCUACAAUAUCCCGCGCAAGUCGAUGAUCAUCGCAAACCUGUGGUCUGUGCAUCGUGACCCCAAGUACUGGCAUAACGCGGACGCGUACGAUCCUGACCGCUGGCUGGACAAGGACGGGAAAUUCGUCAAGCGCGAGGCCUUUCUGCCAUUUCUCAUAUAA